AUGUUCAUCAAUAUCUUUCGGAAAAGUAGUAAUAAGAAGGUUCCUCAAAUAAAACUAUUGGAGGCCUUUGAUAAGCAUGAUAUUUGUGGAUUUCGUGCCGCCUUGAGUGCUGGAGCAAAUGCCUUAGAAUAUGAUGGUAAGAAUUUGUGUAUCUUUGAAAAGUCCUUAAAAACACCUGGUUGUUCGGAAUUUGUAAAAGCAUGUGUGGAUGCAGGUUGUAAUCCAAAUAAUAUCAAUAAAUUCUUUAAUAAACCGGCCAUACAUUUUGCGGUCGACUCCCAAGAUCCGGACAAUUUUAAACAGCUUUUAUCCUCGGGAUAUGCCGUAGUCAAUGAAACAUAUUUUGACUUAACUCCUCUUAACUCUUUGUGUAAAAACCUUAACAAUGAAAAUGAAAUGAACGUUAUAGAAUGUAUAAAAAUUUUACUGCACUAUGGGGCCUCUGCUAACAUAGCCGAUCAAGGAAAAAUGACACCACUGCACUAUGUGAUACAAAAUCAACAAAUGAAUAAUGUGCAAAAAAAUGAAAUCAUUGAAAUAUUUGUAUCUCUAACCAAGGUUGGCAUCGACAUCAAUAAGGAUCCUGAAUUAAGACGUAUAUUAGAUGAAACAUAUUCUGCAAUGGAUUCAGUGAACCAGAAAGCGGAGCAUUUAGCAAUACUUGAGUCCCUACAUUAUUGCCUUUUAGAUGAUAAUAUUGAACAUUUUGUAGAAUUGUACGGUAUUUAUGUAGAUGGUCUUAUUAAUGAUGAAAAGAUACAAUUGCUAGUGGAAUCCAUAAAGAACUCUGCCCAUAAAGUUUUUGAUUUUAUGUUCGAAAGUGGUCUGGAUUAUAAUAGAACCGAAAAUUGGGUUAAUACUCCCAUACAUAUAGCAUGGAGUAAUGGCAAUUGGUAUUGCCUGGAAAAGCUUUUGCAGCAUCCCCUUAUUGAAAUUCAUCCUAACGCUCGACCCUUAAUAGAUACUAUACGCAUAUUAAAUAAUGAGAAUAAUGAUAACAUGAAUGAAUAUAAACGCUUUUGGAAAAGUUUCGAUAUAUUAUUGGAAUCAGAAAAAGUCAAUAUAAAUGCCACUGACAAAAAUAAAUUCACUGCUCUCCAUUAUGCCGUUAAGUUUUACAAUAAUAAGGCAAUAAGAAAACUUUUAAAGAGUGGAGCUUGCAUUAGCCUUGGAAGCAACUACAAUGAAUUGCCUUUAAAUGGCAUGAGGGCCUCAGUGUUGGAAAAACAUUUAGAUGACUGUAUAUCAUCCACAGAACAUGACUUCGAUGACAAAAACUAUGAAAUAAUAAUAAGUUAUAAGAAUUUUGUGACUUCUCAACAAGACAAUGUGACGCAGAUGAAUAAUUUUUUGUUACCCAUACAAUUUUUAGCUAAAUCCAGAGAACAUCAGUAUUUAUUGCAUCACCCGGUAAUAAGUACCCUCUUUUAUCUCAAAUGGUAUUACUUUAAUCAGGAUAUGGACUUAAUGUUGCAACGUAAUAUGGCGGUUGCUUGUAUUCUUGUUUUGGCCUGUGGGUUGUUUUUAUUGGUCGGCUCUUUCCCCUUCUCUUUCAUUUCCACACAUUUGCUAAUGUUGAAGGCUGUUUUUAAAACAUUCGUCAAGAGUUUUCUUUUGUACUCUUUUUUUAUAUUCACAUUUACUUUGUGUUUCUACAUCCAAUAUGAUAAUAAGCCCCCCAUAAAUGAGAGGGAGAAGGAGGAUGACUUUAAUAGAUUCUCUAAUCCCUUGGUGGCCUUUACUAAAACCAUUCUGAUGUUCACCGGAGAAUUCGAUGCUAGUAGUCUAGAGCUGGACUCUUAUUAUAAAUAUUCGUUGUUUCUCUCUUUUGUAUUGUUUGCAGUUAUUUUGUUUAAUCUACUCAAUGGCCUGGCGGUAAGUGACACUCAGGCAAUUAGAAAUCAAGCAGAAUUCAAUGAUAUCCUCUGUCGUAUUGAUGCUUUAUCUCGUUCUGGAAUAUAUAAUUGCCAAUUUAAGUGGUUAAAUAAAGCCAUUUCAUUAUUUACCAACUAUUUUUCAUCUGAAUUCACUAUCCGUGGUAAAGUCUCUAUUUUUCCCAAUAAAGGGAAUACAGUUUUUUAUCCGAAAGUCAAGACAAACUUGCAUGCAGCGACUAUAAAGGAUUUUGGAAAUGAUAAAGAUACUAUUGUGCCUCUAACAGAUAGCUAUGAAUAUGUAAGCGAUGUUUUUUGUAAGAAUAAAGUGCAACAGGUCAUUGAUAAGCGUACGGUCACUCAAGCCAUGUCAAUUUUGGAAAAUAAAUCCACUCAGAGCAUAGAAUGUCGGAUAGAGGUUAUAGAAGAGAAACUAAAUACACUUAUAGAAACCUCAAACCAAUUAGUUAAAAAUAUGAAUUUAAUGAUGUCAAAUAAAUCUUGA
Calliphora vicina (urban bluebottle blowfly) is the source of this 2379-nucleotide messenger RNA. Its product is annotated as transient receptor potential cation channel protein painless-like. Gene Ontology annotation, molecular function: protein binding. Bases 1 to 2379 code for a protein of 792 amino acids. NCBI's taxonomy places the organism in Eukaryota, Metazoa, Arthropoda, Insecta, Diptera, Calliphoridae. The transcript is spliced from 4 exons. The record is from RefSeq and is a predicted model, not a curated record.